Galleria mellonella (greater wax moth) is the source of this 5365-nucleotide messenger RNA. RefSeq names its product sodium-independent sulfate anion transporter-like. NCBI's taxonomy places the organism in Eukaryota, Metazoa, Arthropoda, Insecta, Lepidoptera, Pyralidae. Gene Ontology annotation, cellular component: membrane. Gene Ontology annotation, biological process: transmembrane transport. The transcript is spliced from 14 exons. Gene Ontology annotation, molecular function: sulfate transmembrane transporter activity. The record is from RefSeq and is a predicted model, not a curated record. Bases 190 to 1983 code for a protein of 597 amino acids.
AACUGUUAAGUCUACAGAGUUCAAUUUGGUUCAUAUGUUUGAUAACUUUCAUAGUUUUUAUUAGUAAACAAAAACAAAAUAUUAAUUGCUUUAGCAACGGCUUUUACGGCAUAGUUAGUUAGUUGCUUAGAUAAGUUAAUCAAAUGGAAAAUAUAUUUUACAAUACGUAAAUUUUAUGCAUAGUUCGUUAUGGAUUUGGAUGAUCCCAGAAGACCACUAUUAGGUCACGUGCCCCAAAGUCGAGCCAGGCGGUUAGCGAACAAGUUGUGCAGUUUAGAAUCGUGGCGGCGGAGAGUGCCCAUUACAAUAUGGCUGCCCAACUACAAAUUGGACUAUUUACUCCGAGAUUUUAUAGCGGGAAUAACAGUUGGUUUGACAUCUAUACCGCAAGGUAUUGCGUACGCGCUCGUCGCCGGUCUACCGCCACAAGUGGGUCUCUACUCCAGCAUAUUCCCCGGGGUCGUGUACUCAAUAUUUGGCAGCUGUAAGGAUGUGACCGUUGGCCCCACAGCGAUACUAUCCGCAUUGCUCGCCAAAUAUGUAGCCAAGAGUGUUGAUUUUGCGUAUCUAGCUGCAUUCCUCUCUGGAUGCAUUAUCUUGUUGCUGGGAGUCCUACAACUUGGGUUUGUUUUGGAUUUCAUAUCAAAACCUGUUAUAAGUGGCUUCACAACCGCUGCAGCGCUGCAGAUCGCUGCUGCACAGCUUAAGACCCUGUUCAGGGUUGAAGGAUCAUCAGGCAAUACGUUCAUAGAUGCACUGAUCAAUUUCUUCAAGCACAUCAUGACGAUACACCUGUGGGACUCGGCGCUCGGUAUUGCCAGUAUCGUGGCAUUGUUACUGCUUAAACGGCUGCCGACCGGCGGCGGCGGUAUUCUCGCAGCUGUAUCGCUGCACGCGAGCCGCGCGCGGAAUGCACUGGUCGUGCUGGCGGGUGCAUCUCUCGCGGCCGGACUGCACGCGCGGGGUAUUGUGCCUUUUGCACUCGCCGGUAAAAUCGAGGGUGGUCUUCCCCACUUCGGCCUCCCCCCAUUCAGCACCACCGUUGGCAACAGCACGCUGAAUUUUGAAGAAAUGCUGAGCGUGUUUGGAGCAGAGGGCCUGGUGAUGCCUCUCGUCGCUGUUUUAGAGAGUAUCGCUAUAGCGAAGGCUUUUGCGGGCGGCGCGGGCGUGGACGUGACGCAGGAGAUGGUGGCGGUGGGCGCGUGCAACGUGGCGGCGUCGCUGGCGCAGGGCAUGCCCGCCACCGGUUCCUUCACGCGGACCGCGCUCAACCGUGCUGCUGGAGUUGCCACGCCCGCCGGCUCGCUUGUUAAAGCGUCCGUGGUGCUAUUGGCGGUGACGCUGUUAGCGGACGCGUUUUACUACAUUCCGCGUGCGGCUCUCGCCGGCGUCAUUGUCGUCGCAAUGAUGUCCAUCAUCGACUUCUCCAUUGUGAUCACGCUCUGGAGGAACAACAAGGGCGAGAUGUGCACAUGGGCGGUGACGGUGAUAGUGGGCGCGGCCGCCGGCCUCGAGUACGGCAUCCUGUGCGGCGCGCUCGCCGACCUCCUGCGGCUUCUGCUGGCCGCGGCACGACCGCGUCUGCACACGCAUCUGUUCAAGGUGGGCAACAUAGACUGCAUGUCAGUGACGCUAGUGGGCGCAGUGAGCUACGCCAGUGCCGAGUGGCUGCCGAGGAAGCUGCGGCGAGUGGUGGACUCGCCCCACUCGCCACACUCACCCCACUCGCUCCAUUCGCCCCACGCGCCUCGCCUGCUAGUACUAGACGGCCGGCACGUGCACAGUAUCGACGUUGGUGUCGCUGAGAACCUUCUAUCUGUGAUACUAGAGUUAGAGAAGGAUGGCUACGUGUUCCUCCUUUGGAAUUUUCCCGACAGAUGUCGCAAGCUGUUCCAAGAGUUGCGGCCGGAAUUCGAGAGGAAACUCGUCAAUGGGCCCAGUAUAGACCAGCAUGUAUUAGGACUGGACAUCAUAGGAAGAUAAUGUUUGUUACAUUGAAAAUAAUCGUUUAUUAUUUAAUAGUAAACGCUAGUAAAUAUAAUAAGAAAAAGGAAAAAAAAAACUAGGUGCUUUUGCCUUACCAAAUAUAGUUCAUAUGCUUGAGUUGGAACGAGACAUCGGAUGUUGCUGUCUCAUUCUAUCUUAUGGUCUUGCUAGCGAUAUUUUAUCGACGGAUUCGCUUGCCACUCGCCUAGAGUAUAUUUAAAUAAAUACAUAUAAUGUUAACAUAGGUUUGAAAGAGUAACUGUUGAGUUUUAUGCUCUUCUCAACAGAUAAGAACUUUCUAAACCCUGCAAUAGAUUUUAAAAAUGACGAUUUAAAAGUGCUUGUAAACAAGUCUAUUUCAAUAAAGAUUUGAAUUUGUAUUCUGUUAGAAUUUUUAGAAGUAAUUAUGCCCCAUUUUGUGGCACAUUGGUGGAUUUUUACUAAAAACCCUAGUGUCUAUUUAGAAAUUAGUUCUGUAAAUAAAAAUAAGAAAAAAUUUCAGUGAAUUAGUUUCAUUAGUUCAGAAAUGUGUAAUGUAUCUCCAUACACACAUACAUAUAUAUGUGACGUCUGUCUUCCAUUGGGGGUAGACAGAAACAAUAGAACGUCAAAUGCUUUGAUUCAAAAAGACCUUUUUCGCUUCCUCCACAUUCAUCAAUCUUUUCAUACACGCUCGCCGAUUACGGGUACUUUAAAUUUGACCCUUGACGCUAAGUGACCUUAAUAAUGGGUUAUAAUUAUAGAACAUAGUCAUUAUAUGAACGCAAUGCCAAUGAAACUAGUCUAAAUUUAUAUUCAUAUAAAAAAAAAUAUUAAAUUAAGCGGUUAAAAUGGUUUUAAAGCUAGCCUUAAGUAUACAUGUGAAAACGGUUAAAAACAACUCUUAAUUAGCAGUCAAAACAGUAUUUACCAAGCAGUAAAAAAUCGCUUUUACCAAGUGGUUAAAAGCAGGUUUAACCCAGCGGUUAAUAACAGUUUUAACUGAUUGGUUAAAAACAGUUUUAACCAAGCGGUUAAAACAGUUUUUACCAAGUAGUUAAAAACAGUUUUUACUAAGCAAUUAAAAUAGUUUUUACUAAGCGGUUAAUGACAGUUGUAACCGAGGGGUUAAAAACAGUUUUAACCCAGCUGUUAAUAACAGUUUUAACUGAUUGGUUAAAAACAGCUGUUAACUAGCAGUCAAAACAAUAUUUACCAAGCAGUCAAAAAUCGCUUUUACCGUGGUUAAAAACAGUUUUAACCCAGCGGUCAAUAACAGUUUUAACUGAUUGGUUAAAAACAGUUUUUACCAAGCGGUUAAUUAAUUAAUUAACAGUUGUAACCGCGUGAUUAAAACAGUUUUUGUAACUCUUUGCUAACUUGUUCCUUAGAGACUACAGUAUGGGAUACUUCAAGAAGUGGAAAAUUGGUAAACAGUACCAAUUUUAUCACUAGCCAUUGGAUGAAUAACAUUUAAUAAAACAAAUUUCCCACAUUUUUGGGAAAAUAACGGAUAUUUGGUUAUUUAACCGUUAAUAAUGAAAAAGUGAAAUUGGAUAGCUGUAUUUAGAAAACUAAAAUAUUGUAAGACUUGUUAUGUAAGGACAUUCCAUCUGCCAUCUCUUUUCCACCUUGUAUUACAGAAGCUUAUAUUAGAUAGCUGUAAAGUAUUUAGAUGUUAUUUAAUCUUUUAAUAUGAAAUACGUAUGUAAUUUGCAUGUAAAUUGUGAAACAAAUGCAAGAUUGUGAUUUGUAAUUGUGGUGAUAAAAUGAAUUCCAUCGAAUAUUUUAAUUGAAAUAUACUUUACUAUAAUUAAGUAGAUGAAUUAUAUUUAAUAAAUAAUAUUAUUAUACACUAGAUGAUCCGGUGAACUUAGUAUCGCCUACAACGCCAUCUAUGAAAGGUAAUCGGAAGUAUUUUACAUAUAAAUAUACCUAUUUUAAUAUUUCAAUUUUACAGCUGAUCUUAAUGAGUUUUUAGACUUUUUUUUUUGUUUUAAACGACUGCUGUAUUAACUUGACAAACAAAAUAAAAAAGUAAUAUUUAAAUCGGUCAAGCCAGUUUUUAAGUUUUAGCGAACAAUAAAUGUAAGCAACAGGUGUAUUUCUCUUUCUUUAUGAAAACUAAACCCUCUUAUUCAUAAAAACGUCAAGCCUAUUUUAGUUAUUGAACUGUUUUGUCUCUUUCUUUCGUGCUAAAUUCGUAAUUUGAAAGAAAGUGACAAAACAGUGUAACAUUUAAAGUAGAUUUGUACAAGAUUUUAGUUUUUAUGAAUAAUGUGGUAAAUGUAUAUGUAUUAAUAUUUACUCCUGACUGCCCUUUCAACAUAUUUACAUAGUCGUAAGCAUAAAAUAUUAUUUUAAAUAAUAAAAAAAAAAGUGUGAUGCAGUAGCUUUGCUGUUCAUUUACAAUGUAUAUUUAAUUAAUUAUAUCGAAUCUUAAUUAAUUUUUUUUUACAACACGGAGCAAACGAGCAUGCGGCUCACCUGAUGGUAAGUGACUACCGCCGCCCAUGAUCACCCGCAACACCUACGGCAUUGUAGGUGUGCUGCCGGCCUUUUAAAAAGGAAUAUACUCUUUUCUUGAAUUAUGUUAUGAUGUAUCGGUUCGGAAAUACUGCUGCUGGAAGUUGAUUCCAAAGAGUGGUUGUGCGUGGGAAAUUACAAACGAUUACAAUGUUACAUUCCUAUUUAACCCAUAAUUGUGUACUUACGUUAAUAUUUGUAAAACCGUCAGUAUAUCUAUACUUAUAAUAAGUCUGUAGAGAGGUCAAUUCUGUACAUGAAAUAUAUUUCCAAAAUAACUAUUGAUUAGUGAUCGAUAUUGAUGCCAAAAAUGCAAUCAGUAAAAUUUUUGUCUGUCUGCCUGUUUGUAUGUUCGUUGUAGAAACAAAAACUACUCGAUGGAUUUUAACGAAACAUGGUACAAUUAUUCUUCAUACUCCUGGGCAGGUUAUAGUAUACUUUUCAUCACGCUACGAUCAAUAGGAGCAGAGCAGUGAAGGGAAAUGUGUCUGUUACAUCAAAACCACUGAACCAUGAGGAAGGACAUAGGCUACUUAUUUUACGAAAAACGACGGAAACGCGGGCGAAGUCACGGGGAAUAACUAGUUUUAUAAUAUAAAUAUAAAUAAGAUGAUUUGUAAAAAUAUAUGUUUUUAAACAUUUGACAUUUGACUUUAUGUGUAAUCAACGCGACAGUUUAAAAUUAUAUAUUAUUUUUUAAAGAGAUACGAGGCUUCACCUUUCAGUUUCACCUGUAUUUAUAAAUAUACUUUUUUUUAUGAUUUCUAGUGGAGUUUCCAAUAUCUUUGAAUAAAACCAUUGUUGAAUAUUCCAAUUUUAUUGUAAAUCUAUUUUACUAUUAAAAAAAUUUGAAAAUAAAAAUUGUAAUUUUUAA